Messenger RNA from Delphinapterus leucas (beluga whale), 1631 nucleotides. RefSeq names its product laccase domain multifunctional purine nucleosidase 1 (gene LACC1). NCBI's taxonomy places the organism in Eukaryota, Metazoa, Chordata, Mammalia, Artiodactyla, Monodontidae. Gene Ontology annotation, molecular function: copper ion binding. The record is from RefSeq and is a predicted model, not a curated record.
CACCGAGUGUGCAGCGGAAGGCGACGCGCGACGGGCGAGGACGGAGAACGGCCUCGGGUGUGCGUCCGGCCGUCGGAAAAUCUCGAAGGGGCGGGAGGAGUCAGGCAGGUGAUUUUGGGGGGGCACAAAAACCUUCUUUGAAGAACUUUGUACAGUGUUGAAGGAUGGCAGAAGCAGUGUUGAUAGAUCUCUUUGGUUUGAAAUUAAACUCUCAGAAAAACUGUCAUCAGACAUUACUAAUGACAUUGAAUGCUGUCCGAAACCACCAUGGUGCCAAGGCCAAGUUCCUUUGCAUAAUGUGUUGCAGUGACAUCAGCUGUGACCAUGAUAAUUGUGAAUUAGAAACAAGCAAUGGAUUAUCUGCUUUCCUGAGAGAAUUUGAGACUGUUAGCAAUCCCAGCAUGGCUGCCUCAUUGUAUACCAUUAAACAAAAAAUUGAUGAAAAAAAUUUGAGCAGCAUUAAGGUGAUUGUGCCUGUGCACCGGAAGACAUUAAUGAAGGCUUUUAUUGGUCAACUCUUCACUGAUGUUUACAAUUUUGAGUUUGAAGAUUUACAGAUGACUUUGAGGGGAGGUCUUUUGAAACAGCCUACUGAAAUAAACAUAAUCACAGCUCAAGAACUAGAGGCAAUCCAGAAUGAAAUAGAAACAUAUUUGAGAAGUUUGCCAACACUGAAAGGAGAAUUAACCAUUAUCACAUCUCCUUUGAUCCCAGAUAUUUUCAUACAUGGAUUUACUACAAGAACAGGUGGGAUAUCUUACAUACCAACUCUUAGCUCAUUCAAUCUCUUCAGUAGUUCCAAACGGAGAGAUCCCAAGGCUGUUGUUCAAGAAAAUCUGCGUAGGCUGGGGAAUGCAGCAGGAUUUAACGUGAAGAAAUUUUACCGAAUAAAGACUGAUCAUGCCAAUGAUGUCUGGAUUAUGGGAAGGAAGGAGCCUGAAUCUUACGAUGGAAUCACCACAAAUCAAAGAGGAGUCACAAUAGCGGCUCUUGGUGCUGACUGUAUACCGAUAGUUUUUGCCGAUCCUGUCAGAAAAGCAUGUGGGGUUGCUCACUCUGGUUGGAGAGGUACUUUAUUAGGUGUUGCUAUGGCUACAGUGAAUGCUAUGAUAGCAGAAUACGGCUGUAGUUUGGAAGACAUUAUUGUUGUACUGGGGCCUUCAGUAGGACCUUGCUGUUUUACUCUUCCAAGGGAAUCAGCAAAGGCAUUUCAUAAUCUUGAUCCCGGAUGUGUACGGCUCUUUGGCUCACCAAAUCCCUAUGUUGACAUCCGUAAAGCCACGAGGAUUCUUCUAGAACAGGGAGGAAUUCUACCACAGAAUAUUCAGGACCAGAACCAAGAUCUCAACCUCUGUACCUCCUGUCAUCCUGACAAGUUUUUCUCCCAUGUCCGAGAUGGCCUUAACUUUGGUACACAGAUUGGCUUCAUAUCAAUUAGAGAAUGAGAUACUUGACUGGAUUUUUGCAUAACUAUUUCCUGCUUCCUUCCAAACCAACUGUAAGAGAGAAAUUUAGCUGUUUGAUAUACUUAAAACCAAAAGGAUUAUAAUGAAUAAUUCAUCUUUCAGAUAUAUUUUCAUUAUUAUCCAAAGCCACAUGAUUUCAUUGAUUCUAACAAUAACUGACACAAA